AUGCAAGGCAAGGUUUCUGGUCGAGGCAAAGACCUUGCUGCGCAGAGGCCAUCUUUCCUCGCUGUAUUGAGUGACCAAUGGUCUCCAUCAUCGAACCCUAACGGAAUCGUGAAUCUAGGCCUUGCCGAGAAUACACUCAUGCACACGGAGAUGGUGGGCUUCAUCAAUUCUCAUCUACGACCCAAUUCACAUGUAUUGACCUACGGAGAUGGGUUCAGUGGCUCCCACAAGCUCAAACAAAUGCUUUGUCACUUCAUGAACAGUCAAUUUUCUCCUCACUCUGCACUCUGCUCCUCCCAUCUUGUCGUUACAUCUGGCGUCAGCAAUGCACUCGAAUGUUGCGCCUGGGCUUUAGCAGAUCCUGGAGAUUUUUUUAUGGUCGGACGGCCGUAUUUCAAUGCAUUUAGGACGACUUUUGGAAGCCGACCAGGAGUCCAGCUUCUUGAAGUGGAGUUUGGAGAAAUAGAUCCAUUCAGCAUGGCCGCAAUCCAACAGUACGAAAGAGCAUUUACUGAAGUGAAAAACAGAGGCUUACGGAUUAAGGCUCUUGUGUUGUGCUCACCUCAUAAUCCCCUUGAAUACUUGAAGUUAUGCUCGAGGAAUGGACUUCACCUUAUUUCCGACGAGAUCUACGCGCUAUCUGUCUGGGAUAACCCUCGUCUUCCCGAUGCGGCAGGUUUUAAAUCGGUUCUGUCUAUAAACCUGAAGGGGAUCAUUGAUCCAAGCCUCGUACAUACUGUAUGGGGCUUAAGUAAGGAUUUCGGUGCAACCGGACUAAGGAUUGGCUGCUUGGUUAGUCAAUCGAAUAAGCUGCUCUUGGAGGCCGCAGAGGGCAUUUCCCUCUACAAUAUUCCAUCCAGUCUAGCAGACCAGGUUACCACCUCGCUCUUGCUAGAUGACAGCUUCAUGACAAAGUAUAUUGCGAUCAAUAGGUCACGCUUGGCCGACAGCUAUCAUUUUGCGACAAAGUGGUUACGGUCCCAUGGAAUUCCUUAUCUUGAGUGCAACGCUGCUUUCUUCAUCUGGAUUAACUUAGGCGCUGUGGUAAAAGAUGCCACAUCUGAGGAUAUUCUUGCAAGGCUCCGAAAAGAGAAAAUCUACAUUGCGGCUGGGGAACAUUAUGGGGCGGAAAAAACAGGAUGGUUUCGGCUGGUUUUCUCGCACCCGCUGGACGUUUUAGAAGAGGGACUGAAGCGGAUAAUUAAGUCUAUUCAAUAA
This is a messenger RNA of Penicillium hordei, 1218 nucleotides long. Its product is annotated as Pyridoxal phosphate-dependent transferase major region subdomain 2. The transcript is spliced from 7 exons. Gene Ontology annotation, biological process: biosynthetic process; amino acid metabolic process. The coding region runs from base 1 to 1218 and encodes 405 amino acids. Lineage: Eukaryota; Fungi; Ascomycota; Eurotiomycetes; Eurotiales; Aspergillaceae. The record is from RefSeq and is a predicted model, not a curated record. Gene Ontology annotation, molecular function: pyridoxal phosphate binding; transaminase activity.